AUGUCAUCUAACAAUCAAUUAGAAAUAGCUCCCCCAUUAAUUACAUCAGAUCAGGUAGAUAAUACUUUGAAAGAAAAUGAUGUAAAAACAAUUCGUGGCACAUUAAUUAGUCAGGUUGAAGCAAACCGACAAAAAAGUAAACGAUUAAAACAAUUAGUUGAAGAACGUCGGGCAACGGUGGAUGGAAGGCAUUUAUACAUAAUUCAAACGUUAGCCCAAGCUAUACGACUUGAAGUUCAAUUAAUCACUGAUACCUUAUUAAUGGACGAUAAAUGGUCCGAAUUCGAUGAAUUCUUUCAAGCUAAAGGAAGUAAACGAUUAUUAUUCUAUUAUCAGGAAGCUGUUGGACAAACAAGAAAAAGAAUAUUUAUUGCUACUGGGACUCAUGAAGUACUACGUGGUACAUGUUUUAUCUUUCUACGAAUUACUGACAAGGCUAUUACAACAGCAAAUAUUGGUACAGAAGUUUCAUUUCAACAAUUAGAUGCAACAGAAGGACGUUUAUUUGAAUCUGUACAAAAUUAUUUGGAAAAACUCGCAUUACCAGUAUUCGAAGGAUUAGGUGAAUCUGAUACAAUUGAAAAAUCACUAUCAGAAACAAUAAAUAUGGAAGAAUUUGUUGCGGUACUCAGAAGAUAUUUAGAUGCACUUUCAAGUGCUAGAGAGAAUAUGAGUGAUAAAUUGGACUUGACGGCCGGACAAGAAUCAGAAACGGCUAUACAAAUAAUCAAUACAAAUGAAAUUGAAAAUAUUAUUGAUAGUUCUGAAACAAUGGAUCGUUUAAUUCGCUUAGUUGAGAAAUGGGUUAAUCAAAUUGAACAAAUAUUAAACCAGUCUGAUCAGGUUCGUAGAGAAUCGGAUGACGUUGGACCUUCGGCUGAAUUGACCUAUUGGAGAGCUCGUUUAGUUCGUUUCACUAACUUAAUUGAAGAAAUGCGUAAUCCAAGUAUUCAAGCAAUUAUUUCUACUUUACACUAUGCGAAAGCACGUGUAAUCAAACAUUGGCGUCAACUGGACGAUCGCAUCAUUAAUGGAGUUAAUGAAGCAAAAGAUAAUCUUAAAUAUCUGUUUACACUGGAUAACUUUUUCGGUUCAUUUUCCAAUACAAAUCCAUCUAAAAUACGUCAACAAUUACCAGUUCUACUCAAUGCUAUUCGUAUGAUUUACAGUAUCUCUGAAUAUUAUAAUAAUUCAGAAAGAAUGACUUCAUUAUUUAUUAAAAUAACAAAUCAAAUGGUUGUUGCAUGUAGAAAGUAUGUAACAGAUGGUGUUAGUCGAAUAUGGGAUUUACCACGAAAUACUUUACUUGAUCGAAUCAAUGAAUGUAUUCAAUUGAAUGUUGAAUAUCAAGAGAAUUUCCGUAAAGUUCGACAUAGACUUCAAGAAAAUCCAUCCGGUAGACAAUUCGAUUUCAGUGAAAAUUAUAUAUUUGGCAAAUUUGAUGUGUACACAUCAAGACUAAAGAAAAUUUUAAUAAUUCUAGAAAAUAUAGAUAAUUUUAAUGUAUUAUUGGAUUUUAAAGCUGAAGGAAUUGAUCCAAUUGUUGUACGAUAUAAAACAUUUUAUGAUAAUUUACAUAAAAGAAAUUUCGAUGGAGCUGAUCAAAUUAAACGUGAUUUUGAUAGGGACUUGGAUGAAUACAAAAGUCAAUUUGACACAAUAGCACAACAACUUCGCGAUUUCCUUGAUGCAUGGUUUAAACAACCUGCGCCUGUUGAACGUCAAUUAAGAAUUUUAGAAAAAUUCGAACAAAUUAAAUGUUGUCAGUUAGAUUUGUCAGCUAAAUAUGAAUUAGUUAUAAAGAAUUAUGCUAAUGAAUUAGAAAUGGUUCGUCAAUUAUAUGAAAAACAAAAAAAUGAUCCACCAAUAGCUAGAAAUAUGACUUCGAUAGCUGGUAAAAUGUUUUGGGCACGUCAUUUAUAUAAACAAAUUGAAAUACCAAUGGAACGAUUUAAAGAAAAAUGUCCAGAUGUAUUAUGGGGACAUGAAGGUCAGAAAUGUGUGAAAAAUUUUAAUCGUAUUGCAGAAGCUCUAGUUCAAUUUGAAUUAAUCUAUUAUCAUCAUUGGUGUCAAACUAUUGAAAAUGUACAUUCUAGUUUAUCAUCAUCAUUAAUUGUACGUGAUCCUGAUACAGAACGUUAUUAUGUAAACUUCGAUUUGGCAAUAUUAGAACUGGUUCAUGAAGCUCGUUAUAUUUCAAGUUUAGGUUUUAAUAUACCAUCAGUAGCUAGUCGUUUAUUAAUUCAAGAAAUCAUGCUUAAACAAAGACAUAAUAUCUUACAAGAACUACUAAAUGCAAUUGAAGAGACUUGGGCAUCCGUUCCGAAUGUACUGUUACCUUUAUUUCAACCAUUCCGUGAUAAAUUAUGUCAAGCUCUAAAUGCCGGUAUCUGUCAACUCAACUGGAAUUCUACUAGUAUAGAUGAUUUUGUCAAGAAAGUUUCUCAUGAGCUUGAGAGUUUAAAACUUCUGAUAAAACGUACUAGUGAUAUAUUAAACUGUCGUAUCGAAGAUGUUUUUGAAGAAAUGGCUGAAACAAAUUUGUGUGAUUUACCAGAUGAUGAUCAAGUUACAUUAGAUCAAUUUAUUCAAAUAACUGAAACAACUGUGGCAAAUGCUGCUGAAAAUCUAUCCAUUAAAAGUCAUCUUAUAGAAAUGGCAGUUAAUGAAAUGUUGGAUUUAAUUAAAACAGAUCUAGAUGAGAAUCAGUUAAAAAAUUUAAGUUCAGAACAAGGUUAUGAAUGUAUAUCACAGGACAGACGUAGAGGAAGAUGUCUUGAAUGUAAACCAUGCAUAUAUUUUACAUUUUUAAAUCAAUUCACUCAACGUAAUACAGAAGCAUUAGUAAAAUGCACUCGAAAUACAUUAGAUUCGUUAAAAUUACGAAUUCAACCAAUAACAUUAAAGUUUCAUCAAGAGCAUGCAACUGAAAAAGAAGGGCGAAAAACACCAUUGUUUAAAGUCAAUCUCAUUUUAUCCAUACCAAAUGUUGUAAUGCAGCCGUCGCUGGAUGAAUUACAAACUGGUUUACAUAAAUCAAUGUCAAUUAUAUUAAAAAUGACACAGAAUGUUCAACCAUGGCAACAUAUGAUACUUACACAGAAACAACAACAAAAGGAACUUGACCAGUUAGCUGAAUUGCAAGGAGAAGAAGCUAAACUGUCUUCUUCACCGAUAAAACCAUUACAUCGUAUUAUCGCCGAACAUAAAGAUGUAGUUAAAAUUUCAAUUCAAUUAAAUACGAUAUUUAAUGCAUUUAAAGAAGAAAUCCAAAAAGUCUCCAAUACAUACAAUGAAUUCUCAGAUUUGUGGACGACAGAUCCUCAAACUGUUGUUUCAGAGUUCAUGAAGACUGAACCAAUUUUAUCAGAAAUUAAUGGACAAAUGAAUUACUAUUCUAAAAUGGAAAAGUUAAUUGAAUUAAUUCCAUCAUCAACUCAAGUUGGUUCACUAGUCUUUAAAAGUAAUGACUUAAAAGAUAAUUUAAUUCGAGAAUGUCGAAAUUGGCGUCGUGUCUACGGUCAAGCAUUGAAUCAACGUUGUGCAACAGAAAUGAAUAAAAUUCUUGAACAAUUUGAUAAUCUUUCGAAACGCCUUAGUCGACCAAUAAAAGAUUUGGAUGAUGUUCGAGAACAAAUGGCUGCUUUAUCUGAUUUAAGAGCAUCAGAAAUUCAAUUCGAUAUGACUAUUGGACCUAUUGAAGAAUCAUAUGCUUUAUUAAAUCGUUAUGAAUUAUAUUUUAAUGAUGGUAAUGCAGAACGUGUAGAUGCAUUAUCUUAUGGUUUCUCUAAACUAAAAGUACAAAGUCAGCAAGUACAAGAUCAUCUUUUAGAAAUUCAACCAACAUUUAAAAAUGAAUUAAUUAAUGGAGUGGAAAUAUACAAACAAGAUCUGAAUGUAUUUACCAGUGAAUAUGAUACAGCUGGACCAAUGGAACCUGGUAUCAUCCCGCGUGAAGCGUCAGAUCGUUUAAGUUUAUAUCAAGCACGUUUUGAUGAUUUAUGGCGUAAAUAUCAAACUUAUUCAGGUGGUGAAGAAUUAUUCGGUAUACCGAUAACAGAUUAUCCUGAUUUACAAAGAAUACGCAAAGAAUUGAAUUUAUUACAGAAAUUAUAUCAGUUAUAUGAUUCUGUACUGGAUACUGUCAGUGGUUAUUACGAUAUACAAUGGACUGAUGUCGAUAUCGAUUUAAUCAAUCAACAAUUGCUAGACUUCCAAAAUAGAUGUCGAAAAUUACCAAAAGCACUUAAAGAAUGGCAAGCAUAUACAGAGCUUAGCAAAACAAUAGAUGAUUUUAAUGAAACAUGUCCAUUACUUGAAAUGAUGACGAAUAAAGCUAUGGCUACUAGACAUUGGGAAAGAAUAGAAGAAUUAACAAAACAUAAAUUUGAUGUAGAAUCAGACAACUUUCUAUUGCGUAAUAUUAUGGAAGCACCAUUAUUAAAAUAUAAAGAAGAUAUUGAAGAUAUCUGUAUUUCAGCAGUUAAGGAAAAAGAUAUUGAGGCUAAGCUUAAAACUGUUAUGAAUGAUUGGUCAAGUCAAAAUUUUCAAUUCAGCCUCUUCAAAACACGUGGUGAAUUAUUACUCAAAGGUGAUAGUAUCAAUGAAGUUGUUACUCUUAUGGAAGAUUCCUUAAUGCUAUUAGGAUCAUUACUAUCAAAUCGAUAUAAUGCACCAUUUAAACCGAAAAUACAAGAAUGGGUACAAAAAUUGACUACAACUAGUGAAAUUAUUGACAACUGGUUGCAAGUACAAAAUUUAUGGAUUUAUUUAGAAGCUGUAUUUGUUGGUGGCGAUAUAGCUAAACAAUUACCUCAAGAAGCUAAACGUUUUGGAAAUAUCGACAAAAGUUGGCAACGUAUUAUUCAAAGAGCUCAUGAAAUACCAAAUGUAGUUAACUGUUGUACCGGGGAUGAUACAUUAAGUCAACUGUUACCACAUUUAUUAGAACAAUUGGAAUUAUGUCAGAAAUCACUGACGGGUUAUUUAGAAAAAAAACGUCUGAUAUUUCCAAGAUUCUUUUUUGUUUCUGAUCCAGCUCUGUUGGAAAUACUUGGUCAAGCAUCUGAUUCACAUACGAUUCAAGCACAUUUAUUAAAUGUAUUUGAUAAUACUAAAAGUGUUACAUUUGAUGAUAAAGUUUAUGACAAAAUAUUGGCAGUAAAUUCACAAGAAGGUGAAACUAUUCAAUUAGUGAAUCAAGUAAUGGCACAAGGUAAUGUUGAAGUAUGGCUUGGUGAAUUAUUACAAACAUCAAGAAAUUCACUUCAUUCAGUUAUUAGAUCAGCAUAUUUUGCGAUAAAUGAUCAACAAUUUAACUUAUUAGAAUUUGAAAAUUCAUAUCCAGCACAAGUUGGUCUACUUGGUAUACAAAUGUUAUGGACAAGAGAUGCACAAGAAGCAUUAAGACAAGCCAAAAAUGAUCGAAAAAUUAUGAAUACAACAAAUUAUUUCUUUUUAGAAAUAUUAAAUGAACUUAUUGGUGUUACAACACAAGAAUUAUCUAAAAUUGAUCGAACAAAAUAUGAAACAUUAAUUACAAUACAUGUACAUCAAAGAGAUAUUUUCAAUGAUCUUGUUACAAUGCGUGUCAAAUCCCCUAAAGAUUUUGAAUGGUUAAAACAGUCAAGAUUUUAUUUUAAUGAAGAAAAUGAUCAAUGCAUCGUUAGCAUUACUGAUGUAGAUUUUAUUUAUCAAAAUGAAUUUCUAGGUUGUACAGAUCGAUUGGUUAUUACCCCAUUAACUGACAGGUGUUACAUUACUUUAGCUCAAGCACUUGGUAUGUCACUUGGUGGUGCACCAGCUGGACCGGCAGGUACUGGGAAAACAGAAACAACCAAAGAUAUGGGUCGCUGCCUUGGUAAAUAUGUAGUUGUAUUCAAUUGUUCCGAUCAAAUGGAUUAUCGUGGUUUGGGUCGAAUUUAUAAAGGAUUAGCACAAUCUGGUUCGUGGGGUUGUUUUGAUGAAUUCAAUCGAAUUGAACUACCUGUACUGUCUGUGGCAGCGCAACAAAUUGCUAUUGUACUAACAUGUAAAAAAGAAAGAAAACCACAAUUUAUAUUCACUGAUGGUGAUACAGUUGAUAUGGACCCCGAAUUCGGCAUAUUUUUGACUAUGUUUGUUGCUGCUAUGAUUCAUCCUGGUGGAGGUCGUAAUGAUAUACCUCAAAGACUUAAACGUCAAUUCAAUAUAUUCAAUUGUACUCUGCCUAGUAAUGCUUCAAUGGAUAAAGUUUUUGGUUCAUUAGGAUUAGGGCAUUUUUGUAGUGAACGAGGUUUUUCAUCAGAUGUGAUUAAAACAGUUCAAUGUUUAGUUCCAGCGACUAGAAAACUUUGGCAACGUGUUAAAGCGAAAAUGUUACCAACUCCAGCUAAAUUUCACUAUGUAUUUAAUUUACGUGAUGUUAGUCGUAUAUGGCAAGGAAUGUUACGCACAACGUCAGAUGUUAUCACUAAUCCAUCUAUUUUAUUAGCUUUAUGGCAGCAUGAAUGCACUCGAGUCACUGCUGAUCGUUUCACUGAACAUAGUGAUCGUGAAUGGUUUGACAAAACAUUGAAACAAGUCGGAAUUGAAGAAUGUGGCGCUUUAGCAAAUCAAACUGACUGGACAGAUCCUUACUUUGUUGAUUUCUUAAGGGAUGCUGCAGAAGCAACUGGUGAAGAGACAGAUGAUGCAGAUUUUGAAGCACCGAAAAUAUACGAACCAAUCAUAAGUUUAGAACAAUUGAGUAAUCGUUUACAAAUGUUGAUGCAAAUGUACAAUGAAGCAAUACGUGGCAGUAAAUUAGAUUUGGUAUUUUUCAAGGAUGCUAUGAUACAUCUUGUAAAAAUUUCACGUGUAAUCAGAACACCUAAAGGUCAUGCAUUGUUGGUUGGGGUUGGUGGUUCAGGCAAACAAUCGCUUACACGCUUAGCUUCAUUUAUAGCAGGUUAUAAAACUUUUCAGAUAACAUUAAGCCGAUCAUAUAAUGUCUCUAAUCUUAUUGAGGAUUUGAAAUAUCUUUAUCGGACAGCCGGCCACCAAGGUCAAGGGAUAACGUUCUUAUUUACUGAUAAUGAAAUCAAAGAUGAGUCAUUCUUGGAAUAUUUAAAUAAUAUGCUUAGUUCUGGUGAAAUCGCCAACUUAUUUGCUCGGGAUGAAAUGGAUGAAAUUCUACAAGAACUAGUUGGUCCUAUGAAACGUGAAUUUCCACGUCGACCUAUUACUAAUGAAACAUUAGCUGAAUAUUAUUCAAGUAGGAUAACACAAAAUCUACAUGUUGUAUUAUGCUUUUCACCGGUUGGACAAAAGUUUCGUAAUAGAAGUUUGAAGUUCCCUGGUCUUAUUUCCGGUUGCACAAUGGAUUGGUUUCAAAGAUGGCCUAAAGACGCGUUAAUUGCUGUAUCGAAUCAUUUCUUAUCUACUUUUGACAUAGUCUGUACACCCAAUGUGAAAAAAGCUGUAGUACAGACAAUGGGUGUGUUUCAAGAUUUGGUAGCUGAAUCAUGUACUGAUUAUUUUCAACGUUUUCGUCGUCAAACUCAUGUUACACCCAAAUCAUAUCUAUCAUUUAUUAAUGGUUACAUGGAAAUAUAUAAAAUGAAACAUAAUGAAAUUGGUCAAUUAGCUGAACGUAUGAAUACUGGUUUAAAAAAAUUAGUUGAAGCAACUGAAUCAGUAAAUGAAUUAAGUAAAGAAUUAGUUGAAAAAGAAAAAGAACUUGCUAUUGCUAAUAAAAAAUCAGAAGAAGUUCUAACACAAGUAACUGUUCAAGCGACAGCAGCACAAAAAGUUAAAACUCAAGUACAAAUAGUAAAAGAUAAAGCACAAGUACUUGUUGAUGGAAUUAGUGUAGAUAAAGCAUCCGCUGAAAUGAAAUUGGAAGCAGCUAAACCAGCUUUAAUGGAAGCUGAAGCUGCAUUAGAAACAAUUAAACCAACACAUAUUUCUACAGUGAGAAAACUUGGUAGACCACCACAUUUGAUUAUGCGUAUUAUGGAUUGCGUCUUAUUGUUAUUUCAAAAACGAUUGGAUACUGUCACACCGGAUCCCGAACGUCCUUGUCCUAAACCCAGUUGGAAUGAAGCAUUAAAACUUAUGGGUGGUGCAAACUUUUUAAAUGGAUUAUUGAAUUUUCCUAAGGACACAAUCAAUGAAGAAACAGUGGAACUAAUGUUACCUUAUUUCGAAAUGGAUGAUUUUAAUAUGGAACAAGCUAAACGUGUUUGUGGUGAUGUUGCUGGUUUAUGUUCAUGGACGAAGGCUAUGGCUUCAUUUUUUGCUGUUAAUAAAGAAGUUUUACCACUUAAGUCAAUGUUAGCACUACAGGAAAAGAGAUUGGAAGGAGCUUUGUCUGAAUUGGCGGUCGCUCAGGGUCAACUAGAUGAGAAGCAAAGGGAAUUGGAUUUGGUCCAAGCGGAAUAUGAUCGUGCAAUGGCUGACAAACAGAAACUCUUAGAUGAGGCUGACGGAUGUAGAAGAAAAAUGAGUAAUGCUACAGCAUUGAUAGAAGGUCUUGCGGGUGAACGUAUUAGAUGGACAGAAGCAAGUCAAACAUUUGAAGAGCAAAUUAAUCGGCUAGUUGGAGAUGUACUUUUAGCAACUGGAUUUCUUUCAUAUACUGGACCAUUUAAUCAAGACUUUCGUAAUUUACUAAAUCAGAAUUGGCGUCGAGAAUUAGUACAAAAUAAAAUACCAUUUUCUGAUGACAUUAAUUACAUCACAAUGUUGGUGGAUAAUGCGACAUUAAGCGAAUGGAGUGUUCAAGGCUUACCUAAUGAUGAAUUAUCAAUUCAAAAUGGGUUGAUUGUAACACGCGCUAAACGCUACCCAUUGUUAAUUGAUCCUCAAGGUCAAGGCAAAGCAUGGUUAAGACGUAAAGAAGCUGAAAAUGAAUUGCAGAUAACAUCAUUGAAUCACAAAUAUUUUCGAACACACUUGGAAGAUUCACUAUCACUUGGACGUCCAUUACUCAUAGAAGAUGUUGGUGAAGAUCUUGAUCCUGCUUUAGAUAACGUUUUAGAAAAGAAUUUCAUUAAAUCUGGUUCAACAUAUAAAGUGAAAAUUGGUGAUAAAGAAUGUGAUAUAAUGAGUGGAUUUCGUCUAUAUAUUACAACAAAAUUACCAAAUCCAUCAUAUACACCAGAAAUUUAUGCUAAGACAUCAAUCAUUGAUUUCACUGUUACAAUACGUGGCCUUGAAGACCAGCUUCUUGGUUUGGUAAUAUUAACAGAGAAAAAAGAACUAGAGACGGAAAGAACUAAACUCCUUGAAGAUGUGGCAACAAAUCGUCGUAAAAUGAAAGAAUUAGAAGAUAAUCUAUUAUAUCGCUUAACAACCACUGAAGGUAGUUUAGUUGAAGAUGAAUCAUUAAUUGAAAUGCUGAAUGUAACUAAAAUGACAUCGAAUGAAGUGAGAGAAAAGUUAAAUGUAGCAGUUGAUACCGAAGUGAAAAUUAAUGCAGCACGUGAAGAAUAUCGUCCUGUAGCGUCACGUGGUUCAUUAUUAUACUUUUUAAUUGUUGAAAUGAGUAUGGUUAAUGUAAUGUACCAAACAUCAUUACGUCAAUUUCUUGGUUUAUUCGAUAUAUCCAUGGCUAGAUCACAGAAAUCACCACAAAUGCAAAAACGUAUAGCAAAUAUUAUUGAUUAUUUAACAUUUGAAGUGUACCGUUAUACAGCAAGAGGAUUUUAUGAAGUAGACAAGUUUACAUUCACUGUAUUGUUAACCUUAAAAAUUGCAAUGCACAUGAAAGAGGUGAAACCUGAAGAAUUUCAAAUUUUCAUUAAAGGUGGUGCGGCAUUGGAUUUGAAUGCUGUUGCACCGAAACCCAAAAAAUGGAUACAAGAUAUAACAUGGUUAAAUUUAAUUGAAUUAAGUAAAUUAAAUCAAUUCAAUCAGUUGCCAGACCAAGUAACUUCAAGUGAUCGAGUAUGUUAG
Messenger RNA from Schistosoma margrebowiei, 9918 nucleotides. The record is from the annotation of a GenBank genome assembly. Lineage: Eukaryota; Metazoa; Platyhelminthes; Trematoda; Strigeidida; Schistosomatidae.